Molecule: messenger RNA, 231 nt
Organism: Iphiclides podalirius (scarce swallowtail)
Lineage: Eukaryota; Metazoa; Arthropoda; Insecta; Lepidoptera; Papilionidae
Source: the annotation of a GenBank genome assembly
AUGACAGUUUUGUUUAAGCCAGUGAAAUAUCUUAAAGAACAGGAUUGCUGUCAUCCGAGUAAGCAACCGGAUGCCAGAUGUAGGCCAAUCGAAGUGCCGGAAGGCCAGCUGCAAGAGAUCAGAAAAACUAAUUUAGCUCGGCUUGCUUGCGAUAAUGCGGAAGGCAUUGAAUACAUACAGCCGCAGGCGUUUUUCAACGUGAGGACAGAGUAUGUUCAUGAUGUUUUACUU